AUGGCCGAAAAAUUCAGGUUUCCCCGACUCAACACUUUUAGCCUUCUUGGCAAGCAGCCAAGAGUUGCCGAAACGGGGAGGGAGCAGGAAGGUGCGCACGUGAGCGCGAAGAAGGGACAAGAGCGCGGAUUGGCUAGGCCGACUCACUACAGGACUUCCACCCAUCACCAGACCACUCAGCGAACUGAGAGCGAGUGCGUCGGAACGACGGCGACGACGAGGACAUUCGAGGGACCAGAGGGCGGCUUCCAAGGCUGGGCAUCUCUGCAUCCUCAUCAAUUCCUCCCUAAAGCGGUCGAGGGUCGCGUGGUAGACGUCCGACCUACGUCGGUGACUUGGACCUUCCAUCUCUACACAGCAUGCCCAACAGAACCUUCCACCGCUUUCUUUCACCGGACUGAGCUCCUACACCUCUCGCCCUCUCGCCAGACUGCAUGGGCCGGAGCCGUAGACGAACCUCUAGCCAUGUCAAAGGUGGCGCAACUCUUCAAGGGCGCCAUGGGCGUCGGCAAGCAAGCCCAGGAGGUGGACGAAGCUGUUAAUCGGCCUCCAGUGCGACCAGCGCUGCGACUGAGAAGGGACGGACUUGUGGACUUGUCAUCGCCCGGCGACGAGAUAGCAGCCAUAAGCGAGCGCAACCAGCAGCAAUCACCCCUUCUCCGCCUUCCGCCCGAGAUCCGCAAUCGCGUCUUCAGACUCGCCUUUGGCGGCGACGGUAGGCAUAUCCACGUCUACGACAGGUCGCUGGACCCGACGUCCAACCCGACCUCCACAGCCGCCAGCACCCCAGAGCCUUCCAAGGUCGCCAAAUUCCUGGGACGUAACGGAAGCCAAAAGAAGAAGAACGAGGAGGAGCCCAAACCUUCGCCCAUCGGCCCACUAACCAACUGCAUGUACGCCGACCACGAGGAGUGCUUUAAGAAACCCGACGCCAAAUCGCUGCAGCUCCUCGGCUUCCGCGGCGUCCUGCCCUGGGAAGCGCCGCAGCUCGGCCACGACCGCAUGACGGCCAUCGCGCGCACCUGCCGCCAGAUCUACAACGAGUGCGCGCUGAUGCCGUACAUGCUCAACGUCUUCUCCUUCAGCCCCGGCGUCAUCGGCACGUGGAUGCGGCGGCGGGUCCCCGCGCAGAAGGCCGUCAUCACCACGCUGUUCGCCGAGCACCUGGCCUGCAGCUACAACGUCAUGCGGUGCCUCUGGGGCAACGCAAGCGCACAGGGUGCGCUGAGCCGGGAUAGCAACUACGACCGGAAGUUGUUCCAGGGCUGGACGGCGCUGAAGACGGUUUAUAUCUCGCGCCAGGUGGUGGCGAGUGUGUACGGCAGGCGGUGUCUGUGCCAUGGGGAUUUGGUUGUUGAGCUCGAGGAGGAUAUGCAGGAUACGAUUGCGAGGAGGAUCUGUGCGAAGAGGAUUGACGAUAUCUUGUCCAUUGCGCCGCCGGGUCUCAAGGUCGAGCUUCUGGAUUGGUGA
Molecule: messenger RNA, 1470 nt
Organism: Mytilinidion resinicola
Lineage: Eukaryota; Fungi; Ascomycota; Dothideomycetes; Mytilinidiales; Mytilinidiaceae
Exons: 2
Coding region: 1-1470 (489 amino acids)
Source: RefSeq, a predicted model, not a curated record